Messenger RNA from Gekko japonicus, 1713 nucleotides. RefSeq names its product PR domain containing 6 (gene PRDM6). The coding region runs from base 1 to 1713 and encodes 570 amino acids. Gene Ontology annotation, molecular function: protein binding; histone methyltransferase activity. NCBI's taxonomy places the organism in Eukaryota, Metazoa, Chordata, Lepidosauria, Squamata, Gekkonidae. The record is from RefSeq and is a predicted model, not a curated record. Gene Ontology annotation, cellular component: nucleus. The transcript is spliced from 7 exons.
AUGCUGAAGCCAGGCGACCCCGGCGGAUCGGCGUUCCUCAAGGUGGACCCUGCCUACCUCCAGCACUGGCAGCAGCUUUUCCCUCACAGCAGUCAGCUCAAAGGCGGCGCCGGGCUGCUGGGCCACCUCCAGGCGUCGGACAGACCCGCCGACCCUCCGGCGGACGGUCUGCGCCAGCUGCCGGCCCCGCUCUCCUCGGCUUCCUCCUCCUCCUCCUCCUCCUCUUCUUCCACCCCGUCUUCCUGCGCCGCCGCUUCCCUGGCCAGCUUGACCUCGCUCCCCGUGGCUCAGAUCCCUGUCUUUGGACCGGUCCAGAGCUCCGAGUCCCCCACCGGAGCCCCGCUUUCCUUGCUACAGACCAAGGACCUGGCAGGAGGCGGCGGCGGCGUAGCAAAGUGCCCCGACAGGGUAGCCGCCAGGUUCCGCUGCACGGCCGAAGAGCUGGACUAUUACCUGUAUGGACAGCAGCGCAUGGAAAUCAUCCCUCUCAACCAACAUACCGGGGACCCCAACAAUCGAUGUGAUAUGUGUGCUGAUAACCGUAAUGGAGAAUGCCCCAUGCAUGGUCCUCUGCACUCUUUGCGCCGCCUGGUGGGCACUAGUAGCGCUGCAGCAGCGGCACCUCCACCUGAGAUUCCCGAGUGGCUUCGGGAUCUGCCACGGGAAGUGUGUUUAUGCACCAGCACUGUGCCUGGUUUGGCUUAUGGCAUUUGUGCUGCCCAGAGGAUUCAGCAGGGCACCUGGAUUGGGCCCUUCCAAGGAGUUCUUCUUCUUCCAGAAAAGGUGCAGACUGGAGGAACCAGGAAUACGCAGCACCUCUGGGAAAUAUAUGACCAAGAUGGGACACUACAGCACUUUAUCGAUGGUGGGGAACCUAGUAAGUCAAGCUGGAUGAGGUAUAUUCGAUGUGCAAGGCACUGUGGGGAACAGAACUUAACAGUAGUCCAGUACAGGUCAAAUAUAUUCUACAGAGCCUGUAUGGAUAUUCCCAGGGGUACAGAGUUGUUGGUGUGGUACAAUGACAGCUACACAUCUUUCUUUGGAAUUCCUUUGCAGUGCAUUGCCCAGGAUGAGAACUUGAAUGUACCUUCAACUGUAAUGGAAGCCAUGUCAAGACAAGAUACCCUCCAACCAUUUAACAAAAGUAGCAAACUACCUUCUGCCACUCCCCAGCGAUCCAUAGUGUUUCCACAGACUCCAUGUAGCAGAAAUUUCUCCCUUCUGGAUAAAUCAGGGUCUAUCGAAUCAGGAUUUAACCAGAUCAGUGUGAAAAACCAGCGAGUCCUUGCAAGUCCGACAUCUACAAGCCAAUUAAAUUCCGAGUUUAGUGACUGGCAUCUUUGGAAAUGCGGGCAAUGCUUUAAGACUUUCACCCAGCGGAUCCUCCUGCAGAUGCAUGUGUGUACACAGAAUCCUGACAGGCCCUAUCAGUGUGGACACUGCUCCCAAUCCUUCUCCCAACCUUCAGAGCUACGGAACCACGUAGUCACCCAUUCCAGUGACAGACCUUUCAAGUGUGGCUAUUGCGGUCGUGCCUUUGCUGGUGCUACUACCCUCAACAAUCAUAUCCGGACACACACAGGGGAGAAGCCCUUUAAGUGCGAGAGGUGUGAGAGAAGCUUCACACAAGCCACCCAGCUGAGUCGACACCAGAGGAUGCCCAAUGAGUGCAAGCCAAUAACAGAGAGCACAGAAUCAAUUGAAGUGGAUUAA